AUGAUACCGACUAAAUCAAUCGGUUCUCUCUCACAAGCUUCCAUCGGAAACCUCACCGGCGAACCAGAGGAGGAAGACGGCGUCGAGGAUUCGGAUUCGUCCGAUGAAGAGGAACUUCCGGCUUCGGUAUCCUCAAUUGGUUUAACCGAUGGAAACACAGCAGCAACCGGUUCGGGUUCGGUAACCGGCUGUGCGGGUUGA
Molecule: messenger RNA, 201 nt
Organism: Arabidopsis thaliana (thale cress)
Lineage: Eukaryota; Viridiplantae; Streptophyta; Magnoliopsida; Brassicales; Brassicaceae
Exons: 1
Coding region: 1-201 (66 amino acids)
Source: RefSeq, marked reviewed